CGCAUCUCCUCCUGCCUGCUCCGUCCUGUCACACAGAGCCAAGACGGGAGAUUCUACGUCUCCACUUUCUCUCUUCUCUUCUCAUUGUGCUCAGGCCUGAGGCCACAAGGGUCGUUCGACAUGACAGACUUCGUGGAGCUAUCCCGAAGAAAACCCAAGAAGCGACCCGGUGCGCGAUAUCGAGAUCCAGCAACCCUCUCAGUGAACGAACGGCUCGAUCGACUUUUGAAGACAUUGGAGACCCGAAGAUCUCAGCUCAGAGAAUGGCCACUCUACGAAGCAACAUGGCUGAGUGAGGACCAGAUUAGAAGCCCUCCGCGCGUUUGCGCUUGACAUUCCAUUUGAACCUCAGAACAGCUUAGCGAAGCCUCCACAAUCAUGUCCUGCCAGGACCCCGAGAGAAGUCGGACCGAUCCUUCUGCUAUCAAACAGGAGGAAUCCGAUGAGCAUCAAAAACCUCCUGGCGCUCCGCUCGACUCGGGGAUGUACGAGUCUCCGCCCGUUUACGUGCUUUGUCUCGGCAUCGGAAAGAUUAGCGAAUCUCGCGAAAGUCAAUUUCAGUACCUACAGCUUCAGGAUAUAGCCAAGUUUUUCAAGACGAGUGACGUUUGGGUUUAUGACCCCAUGCUAGAUCCCGUGGACGUCUUAUUACUCGAACAAAGCGGUUUCCAUCUGGUCGAGAGAAAUCAGCUGGGACGUCAUCGACUACCCAUCGAUCGACCUGCGCUUGCUUACCUUCCGCAUUGUCCCAGGGGUCUUUACGAGGCGUUCUUGCGUGAAAACUGGUCCGGAUAUCGGAUCGGAUGGCGAACUAAAGAGAAUGACACAAACUCUAAGCAACACUCAGCGGGACAAAUCGUAAUGAUUGCGAAUGACUUCGGUGACUACAGUCUAAGCCUGCCACUGGAUCAACUGCGAGCAGAAUCUCCAUGCAUCGCCACGAUUGCUCCUUUGCUCAUGAAAUCGCCCCUGCCGCAUCUCCCGACAAACCAUGCCGCUUUUGCCGCGUUCUCUUCGCUCGCAUGGCAACAUGUGCCAGCGAUUCAACAAAAUCGAAUAGAGGAAUCGCCUCCUGUCAACGAAACAGACCACGCAGUAGAUACGAAACCAUCAGGGGAGAUGUUGGCUUCCGAGAUCGGUGAAGACCCGUCUUCAUCGGCACACAAAAUACAAGACUCGCCUACGGUAUCCGUUGCAAAGCAACCGGUAAUCUAGUCCCACAUGUCAGGCAGAAAGUCGCCCUAUUGAGCAAAGUUUUGGAUCUGCAGUGACAUGCACGGGGAAUCUUGCUCCGAAGACUUGGUCGCGACAUCAGAGCGGUGUCACAGGCGAAGCUCAGCCCGUGAAAUCGUCUUGUCUUCGGUGGAGGAGGAAAUCUUAUGAUCGGCGAGAUGUGAAGCCGGUAAAUAUUUCACCGUCGACAUAGAUCAGCAAUCUUGUAUUGUCUCGCCCCGUAGUCGUCAUAGUCAUCUGCUACGCGUAGGUCACGAAACUGGUCCAGUCAUGGUUCUCUCUUGUAGAGAUCGCACUUGCAUGCUGUAAUAUGAGGCUGUUCUCCGGGUUGAGUGUCCCUUGAGUACCUAUUUUCAUAGCAAAGCCGGGAG
Molecule: messenger RNA, 1604 nt
Organism: Filobasidium floriforme
Lineage: Eukaryota; Fungi; Basidiomycota; Tremellomycetes; Filobasidiales; Filobasidiaceae
Exons: 5
Coding region: 379-1215 (278 amino acids)
Biological process (GO): microtubule-based process
Cellular component (GO): cytoplasm; nucleus
Source: RefSeq, a predicted model, not a curated record